Molecule: messenger RNA, 525 nt
Organism: Cyclospora cayetanensis
Lineage: Eukaryota; Apicomplexa; Conoidasida; Eucoccidiorida; Eimeriidae
Product: cleft lip and palate transmembrane protein 1 homolog
Exons: 4
Coding region: 1-525 (174 amino acids)
Cellular component (GO): endomembrane system; membrane
Source: RefSeq, a predicted model, not a curated record
AUGACGCCUCAGCUAUAUAUUAACUACAAACUGAAGUCUGUAGACCACCUGCCGUGGCGUGCCCUGAUCUACAGGUCCCUCAAUACCUUUGUUGACGAUGUGGCUUCCUUCCUAAUUGACAUGCCCUGGAUGCACCGGCUCUCCUGCUUCCGUGACGCUGAGGAGUCUUUGUCCUUUGCCGAUGCCGCCCUUGACCCUCUGUUCCUUCAACUUAACAUCAUUUUUAUUGUCUACCUCUACCAGCGCUGGAUAUACCGUGUAGACAAGAGCCGUACCAUGGGCGCGCAACUCCAGGCGGCUUCUCAGCAGUCUGCAGCAGCUGGAGAUGAUGCAGCUAAUGCACCAUCCACAGCUGCGCAAUCCUCUGAGGCUGCCAAGGCAGCAGCAUCGCCGGGAGUCCAGGCAGCCAGUGAGGCAGUACCACGCGUUGAGAGUAUCGAAAAGGACAAGGGCAAAGCCUCCUGCACGGAAGCGGAGGGACUUAGAAGGCGGCAACCGCAGACUGCGGGGGCCCCUCAUUCCUGA